UAGAAGCACUUCGACGCAAAUUAGACAUAGGACAAGCGAACCCAUAUUUUCUACUUUCUUUGCCAAAAGUACGAAACGAGAGGAUACUUCUUUCUAUAUUUGGUCCUUAAGUUCAGGGAGUGAAUUCACUGACCAGCAGAUGUAUCACUUUAACUAA
This is a messenger RNA of Funneliformis caledonium, 157 nucleotides long. The record is from the annotation of a GenBank genome assembly. Lineage: Eukaryota; Fungi; Glomeromycota; Glomeromycetes; Glomerales; Glomeraceae.